AAUUUGUAUUAGCAUACCACUAUCUAUCCCCCAUUUCUUUAUUAUUCUUCAAUGAAUGAACGUUUUGUCUCCAACGCAGCCCUUCUCCGGCGCGGCCAUUAGCCCCUAAACCUCCCUCUCCGACCCACAAAACACUUACAUGCCAUAGUCGAUCAGAUUUGUGUGCUCAUCUUUUUAGGGUUUUUGGGUUUCAGUUUUCGAAUUCUUGAUUUAGGGUUGGUGAGGCAAAAAUGGAGAACUACAAUCAGCUAGGAGAAGAGGCGGCGGCUGCGGCCCAAAGGGGUGGCACUAGUAGCUUCUUGUACUGCGGCUCCGUCCUUGCACCGCCGAGUUAUGGUAGAGCCGGCGGCGGCGGCGGCGGCGGCGAGUUCCACCUGCAACAACCUUACGACCCAAUAGUGAAGACCGAAGGGGGAAGCACUUCUCAUAACCAUCAUCACCAACGGUUUGAGAGUGAAGUGGAAGCCAUAAAGGCUAAGAUCAUUGCCCAUCCCCAGUAUUCCAAUCUCUUGGAAGCUUACAUGGACUGCCAGAAAGUUGGAGCUCCGCCGGAGGUGGUGGCGCGUCUCGCGGCGGUGCGCCAAGAGUUUGAGUCCCGGCAGCGAGCCUCCGCUCUGGGUGGUAGAGAUAUUUCCUCCAAGGACCCAGAACUCGACCAGUUCAUGGAAGCGUACUAUGAUAUGUUAGUGAAGUACCGAGAAGAACUGACGAGGCCUUUACAAGAAGCAAUGGAGUUCAUGCGACGGAUCGAAUCGCAACUAAAUAUGCUUAGCAACGCUCCAGUCCGGGUCUUCACUUCCGAUGACAAAUGUGAGGGUGUUGGUUCCUCUGAAGAUGACCAAGAUAACAGCGGUGGUGAAACCGAGCUUCCCGAGAUUGAUCCUCGGGCUGAAGACCGCGAGCUGAAGAACCACUUGCUGAGGAAGUACAGCGGUUAUCUAAGCAGUCUGAAGCAAGAGCUUUCCAAGAAAAAGAAGAAAGGAAAACUCCCGAAAGAAGCGAGGCAAAAGCUGCUCAACUGGUGGGAGUUGCACUACAAAUGGCCUUAUCCCUCGGAAACGGAGAAGGUGGCUUUGGCUGAAUCGACCGGGUUGGAUCAGAAGCAGAUUAACAAUUGGUUCAUCAAUCAAAGGAAACGGCACUGGAAGCCUUCCGAGGACAUGCAGUUUAUGGUGAUGGAUGGUCUGCAUCCACAAAACGCAGCUCUUUACAUGGAUGGUCACUACAUGGGAGACGGUCCGUAUCGCCUAGGUCCAUAAAAUGUCGACUUCCAUUGAUGCAUAUCGAGUUUUUUAAGGUUGUAACUUAGGACAUCAUGUAUCUGCCGGAGACCCUACCGCCUUGAAAUGUGCACGUACACUAUGCCUGCCUGCCGGCCGGCUUGCCGGGAAUCUUGAACGAGGGGAUUGGAGCUAGCUAGGUUAACUUCUCGUUUGUCGUCUGAUCUCUGCAACUUCGGGUAACCUUAGCAAGCAAGAUUUCUCCGCAACUAUGAAGGAAAGUAGGGCCGUUUUUAUGUAUUUGUAACGAGUUUGAUGUAGUAAGCUAAGUUCAAUUGUAUAUGGUGAAACUGAUGCUAGUAAAUAAUUUCAGUUAGCCUAUAUAUAAUAUUAUGAUUAUGAUUUUAGUCCUUAAGUUA
Molecule: messenger RNA, 1639 nt
Organism: Ipomoea nil (Japanese morning glory)
Lineage: Eukaryota; Viridiplantae; Streptophyta; Magnoliopsida; Solanales; Convolvulaceae
Product: homeotic protein knotted-1-like
Exons: 4
Coding region: 231-1259 (342 amino acids)
Biological process (GO): regulation of DNA-templated transcription
Cellular component (GO): nucleus
Molecular function (GO): DNA-binding transcription factor activity, RNA polymerase II-specific; DNA binding
Source: RefSeq, a predicted model, not a curated record